This is a messenger RNA of Trifolium pratense (red clover), 2280 nucleotides long. Its product is annotated as rab3 GTPase-activating protein catalytic subunit-like. Gene Ontology annotation, molecular function: GTPase activator activity. Lineage: Eukaryota; Viridiplantae; Streptophyta; Magnoliopsida; Fabales; Fabaceae. Gene Ontology annotation, biological process: positive regulation of GTPase activity. The record is from RefSeq and is a predicted model, not a curated record.
ACGAUAGCUCGCAAACCACUGAAAUUGUGAUCUUCCACUACCGUGUUAGAAAAAGCACCAUCACCAAUUCACCAUCAUCAGCGUCAACUCGUUCCUCCUCUUAUCGAACACUUCAAAUACUAAAUACAAUAAGCUAUAAUUGAAUUAUCCACGUUACAAAUAAUCACUUCUUCCUCACCGUGUUUUAAGCUCUUCUUCAUAUUCAUAGAUAGUGCGCAGAAAAUGGAAUCACCUACUUUCGUUUCAAAAGCAAGGACAGCCUUUCAUUCCGCUGCUGCAAAAGCGGAACGUGUUCUUCUCGACUUCAAAUCAGAUCGAGAUAAACAAUCUCCUAAUAGCUUCACAACGCAAUCUGGAAUUGAAUCUCCAAGCAGCAGCGAGAACGAAUCUAAGCUUCGUGGUGUACCGAAGCAUCCUAUAAAGUCGAGACCGAAGAAUAUAGGGAUAAAACAAGAUUGGCAAGAGAAGUUUAGGAAUAUUCGGAUAGGGAGAAAAGAAGUUGAAGCUGAAGAUACAGAUAAAGUUGGGGAUGCAAACAUGGCAAUUCCAUUUUAUGAUGAAAAUUUGUAUAUUUUGAAUGUGAAGAAUGAUCUUGAAGCUAAGGCUUCAGAAGUAAUUCCAUCUGUAGAAGCCCUAAAUGCUGCGAUUAAAGAUCCCAUUGCUGCGUCCUCUGUGCUGAAGCAAUUGGCUAUAGCUGUUGAGGCUGGAAGUAAGACAAAGUCCAUGAAAGAUUUUAUAUCUUCAUCAGGAAGUCCUUCACAUGCAAGAGAUAGGGUAGGCUUAAGUCUCUCUGUUAAGGCUUUAGUGUUACGUGAAAAGGAGGAUAAACUUACCUCUGAGUUUAGUAGGGACGAGAAAGUUGUGCUUUUGAUCAAUGCUCUUUUUGAUCCAGAGGAAGAUUUCCUUAGAAGGAAGAUCGAUUCGAAUCCAGAGGAAAAUGAUAUAACAUCUUUGGCAAGAGAUAUUCAUGGUGCUCCUCCUGAAAGUCUUGUUGUAAAGUUGGCCGAAAUUGUUGGAAACUACAAGGCCCUCCGAAAAAUGGCUCUGUUCUGGUGCAGCAUUGUUGCUGAACUGAGAAAAUUUUGGUAUGAAGAACAAUAUAUACCUGGAGUCCCUCAGAAUGAGAUUCCAGACCUGAAAACAUGUCUUCUGAACCAACACUUUCAAGUAAUUAAUUGCUGUAUUUCUCGGAAGAGGCUCCGUAUCGUUGCGACUGAAUCUCUAGACUCUAUGAUGAUGCAAGCUAGUUCAAGCAUUAAAGAAUCAGCCAAUGAUGAUGAUGGAGUUCCUGCAAGCCCUGUUUUAUAUGCCAGAUUAAAUACCGGAGAGCGUGUUCUUCGACUUGGUGCUAAUUGCCCCUCUGGUGAUUUGACUUUGUUGGAAACUGGCGAGCCUGUGUACUCUCCUGUCACACAGGAAGGACCUUUGCUUACAGAAGAUUUAAUCAGAGAAACAGAGGAGUUUGUGCUGUGGACUGGGAGUGUUGGCGCUGGCUGCUCGCAACUGCUCUCAGAUAUGCAGGCUUUCAAGGCUGCGAAUCCUGGAUGUAUUUUGGAGAAUUUUGUAAGAUGGCCCUCACCUCCUGAUUGGAUAGACAAUGAGGCUAGUAUUGAGGACAGUGAUGUUUUUGACAGUGGCGAGUCAUUGUCGACCAGAGGCCAACUAAGUCGGCGUAUACAAAAAGAAGGAUUAUUGGUGCCUCUUUGCAAAAAGGCUAUGUCUAGCACUUUCUAAAUCAAAAUAUCAAUUUCGGAGUUUUACGUCGAAAAAACAUUAAGCACAUAAAUAAAUCGUCAACAUAAACAAAAUAGAGAUAUAUAUAACCAGCCAGAUUAAAAGAUUACACUAGAGUCAUAACUAACUAAAUCUAAUCCUAAUAACAGGGAGAAUUAAUUACACAAAGCAACGUUACAAUACACAACUAGAAGAGAUGGAAAACUGACAUCGAUGAUUCCGCCGCUCCUCUUUUGAUCACUCUCUGCCUCCAAGGAAUUUUCUUCCUUCCCCCACUGGUUCAUUGAAGCCUUGCGUGUUUGUAAGAAUGAAUGGAAUGGCUACUGAACCCUUUUAUAGGAUUUGAAACUUAACAAUUAAGUAUGCAAAGUCUUUGCUAUUAAGAAACAUCAAAGUGGUGGGUGACUACUUGGACCACUUGACCGCCUCUUUUCAGCUUCUACUUUCUUCUUUUUUUUUGUUUGUUUUACACCUGUUAUGUAAAUAUAUAUAAAUGCAAUAAUAAAUAUAACUAAUAAAAUAAUAUAUAGUAUCUAUUAUAAAUUA